AUGGCCGCUUACCUCGGGGAGAAAUCGCUAGCAGAUGUACACCACGAGGGACUGGAUGAGAUCCUGUCUGAAUUGACCCAGUUCUAUCCUGGUCUCGCAAGCCAUGACUCGCAUUCAUUGGGCGUACCUGUUUUAGAUGCAUUGCUUGAAAUCUUUGCACCCAAAAAAUCCGCUGUACCACCCAAUGCACUAGGGGAUCGACUCCAAUCUCGAAGGGAGCUUGAUCAGGACCAGUUGGGAGAAUUCCUUACUGAAGAUGAGGAAAUGCUCUUGCAUAGCCAAGCUCAAACCGAUCACAUCGAAAUGCCGGGUGAAGUACACCUGCCAGACGAGACAGACCCUUCUGCCACCUUGUCCCCGGACCCUGAGAGCAUCAAGAAACGACCACUCCCUGUUGUGGAGAUCUCGAGCAGCUUGUCAGCCUCAGGGAAGUCACAGCUCUUGUACUAUCUGACUGCGCUCGCAAUCUUACCGCGCAAUCAUGGUGGUUUACCACUGGGUGGCCGGGAGUCAGCUGUGAUUUUCAUAGACACUGAUAACCGGUUUGACGCCGAGAGAUUGCGAGUUGUGGCUCGAGGUAUAAUACUGCAGCAACAUCUAAAAUCUGACCCUGAUGCAAGGGAUCAGCCGGCAGGAGCAACGCUGGGCCAUGAGCUGGAAUCGCUGCUCGUCUCUUCGCUGCAGCAUGUCCAUGUCUUUCGCCCACAGUCUUCCUCUGCUCUUCUAGCUACGUUACACAGUCUAGAUACCUACCUGUUUGAUCUCUCGAGACAUCGUUCCGCCUCACGUGCCCUGCAAAUGAUCGCCAUAGACAGCGCCACUGCUUUCAUCUGGCAAGAUCGGCUCCGCGACGAAAUUGCUCGGAUUGAGGAGAUUGGGCGUCCUCGGGCAGAGGUCGAUCGCGAGCGCGAGCGGAACCAGAGCUUCCACUUGUCUGAUCUUUAUGUUGAGUUGGCGAUGGUGCUGAAGCGACUUCAGGGUCUGUUUCAGUGCGCAAUUGUGUUCACAACGAUCUCGGGGACCCGUGCGGCUCCAUCUAGUGAUGGUCAAUCGGGUCCUGGUCUAUACGACUGGCCCCAAUCACGGAUUCCUGCAUUACGGCCUGCUCUCCCAGCACCAUGGGGUAUAUUUCCAACCUUGCGUCUAAUUGUCCACCGGUCGUCUGUUCGUCCAUUUCCACCAAGCAUGGCCCCCCAAGCUGCGAUCAAGGAUGCCCAUUCACGACAGAGCGUGGUUCACCAAGGCAAGAUAUCGGUUUGUGUCAAUGCAUGGGGGCGCGUUGAAUGGCCCCGUCAGGUGGUGGAAGCCAUUGAGGCGAACAAUGGGGGAAGCUUUUCAUUUUACGUGCGUGAGUCCGAUAUUGAGAUACCCAAGCCUGAUGAAUGA
Molecule: messenger RNA, 1386 nt
Organism: Penicillium arizonense
Lineage: Eukaryota; Fungi; Ascomycota; Eurotiomycetes; Eurotiales; Aspergillaceae
Product: putative Rad51 family DNA repair protein
Exons: 2
Coding region: 1-1386 (461 amino acids)
Biological process (GO): DNA strand invasion; double-strand break repair via homologous recombination
Cellular component (GO): centrosome; replication fork; Rad51B-Rad51C-Rad51D-XRCC2 complex
Molecular function (GO): four-way junction DNA binding
Source: RefSeq, a predicted model, not a curated record